UAGUGUUUAUCGCUCUUGUGUGUAUGUCACGCAAUUGAAAACCUUCUUUCUCUUUUUGUGCGAUUUUUCAGUAUUUGCUAUUUGUUUAUUGUGAAAAAAUAAUGUCGGGAUACCGCAAGGUGAACUAUUACGAAUUGUGUCGAUUGUGUACUAGCAGUGAAGGUAACAAGAUGAAUAUUUUUCGUGAUGAAGGACGUAGACGACAAUUGCAAACAAAAAUACAGACGUAUCUUCCGAUACAGAUUAUGGAGGAGGAUUCAUUACCAAAAAUUGUAUGCCAUGAAUGCGUCAAGAAGCUAGAGAAUUUCAUAGAAUUUCGAGAAACUGUUGUCAAUGCUGAGGGUAUGUUGGAAUCUUAUUUCACUUCACUUCGUUUUUCCGAAGAAUUUCUGAAAGAAGGAAAAGUUUAUGUAAAGAAUACUGAAAAGGAAAGACCGUCUACACCAGAGGAUGAAGUUCUAAAGUCAUUGGAUAAACCAAUACCAGUGGGAGGCCAAAUAAUAAAUAAUCAACAAACAACAGAUCAAAUACAUCAGCAACCUGUCGUAGUUAGCAAUAUAAAUACUUCUAAUAUACAAAUUAUUAGUGGUGUUCAAGCAAGGGUACAACAAUACAAAUGUGCUAUGCAGAUGCAACCAGGUGGUGUGGCAGCAGCUGUCGUUGAAGCUACAGCAGAAACUCAUUACAGUUACCAACAACAAACUUCUCAAGUAUCACAACAAUCAAAUGAAGCGCAAAAUCAAAUCAGUGAUCAACAAAAUCAGUCUCCUGUAAUUCAGACACAAACUCAAAAUCAAAUACAGAAUCAUAACCAAAUAAAUCAGCAAGUACAAUCCCAAAGAGCAAUGUCUCAACAAUUGAAUCAGUCGGCACAGUUAUCUCAACAGGUCCAACAACAGAGUCAAAGUCAAAUCAGUCAAUCAGUACAAAAUCAAUCACCGCUAUCACAGCAGCUUCAACAAUUACAGAAGCAACAACGUGAAUUUGAAAAACAGCACAGACAACUUCAACUUGAGAAACAGCAAGUGCAAAUUAUAACACAACAAGAGUUUUCAGUGAAACAAGAGACACCAGUUGUACAUCAAAAUAAUAAUAUAGUUUUCAAAACUGAAACGGAUAUAGAAUCGAAUCAACAAAUUAUACAAAAGAUACAAUCCGAAACCCAAAAAGAUGAAUCUCCUAACCCAACUGUACAAACUUACACUACAGUAGCAACGCCAGAAGUAUUUCUAAAUUUAGGUUUUAAAGAGACUCCAUUGAUGACGAUUCGAGACGACAAAGAUUUUAAAGAAUUGACAAAAACGUCGUCUGAUGAUGGAAUGUCUCGUAAUUCAAUUGAACAGAUCAGAGAAUUUCUAAGGCUUAGAUCAGGAUCGGAGCCAAAUCCUCUAAUCACUGUCAAUCCUCAAGGACUUUCACAAAGUGGAAGAAACGCUAUUUGUCGUGAUUGUGGUAAAAGCUUUCCUUUAUUCAAUCAAAUGAGCAAUCAUAAUUGUAAUGUUGAGACACUUGUAAGCGAACCAUCAGAUUCCGGAAGUAAGGAUGAUUCCUUGCAAACUAAUGUUAAUUCUUUUAAUUGUGACAUUUGUAGUAAGCCAUUUAAACGGAAAGAACAUCUUUUCCAACAUCGAAAAUUACAUACCGGUGAGCGACCAUAUGUGUGUACGACAUGUACAAAAGCAUUCAGUCGUAAAGAACAUUUAGUUAGACAUUCGGUUUCUCAUACUGGACAAAAAAUGCACGAAUGUGAAAUGUGUGGUAAAAGUUUUUCACGUAAGGAUAAUCUACAUAAACAUCGAAAAACGCAUGGUGUAUCUGGUCCUUACAUCUGUGAAACUUGCGGAAAGUCAUUUGUUGUAAAACAUUAUUAUGUAAUGCAUUUAACUACUCAUGCGGUAGCUGUUAUGGAUGGUAUAAAUUGUCCUGAUCCAUUUCCAUAUAAAUGCGAUAUAUGCCACAAAGCAUUUUCAGUAAAACAAUAUCUUACUACACAUAGACUUAGACAUAGAUCGAAAAAUAAUAAUUCUGCACAAAAUAGUUUAAACGGGCAUCAACAACAGUCGAAUUCUACAAAUAAUGUGAAUGUAGUGACAAAUAACGUUAGUAAUACUGGAAAUUUAAAUAAUAAUGGGCAAUCUAGCAAUGAGUCGACUGUUGAAAUGCAAAGCGUUAUUGAACGGAACGAACAAGUUAAUAGUUCAUUUGCUAACAGUCAGUAUCAUACUAAUAUGCAAGAGUUUCAAUGAGAUAAGGGAAAGCGUGUCUAUUAUGUUCUCUUGCCAAAUGGUAACAAUCAUAAAAUCGUGGUUGUAUAAACAAGAGAAAUUUUAUGACGCGCUGAAAUAUUUUCUUAUGGUUUUGUUCUCUUGAACGAACGUGGUAUUUGUACUUUAAUACUAUAGGAAUGAAAUCAAAAUAAUUAUUCUAACAAAUUAGAUAUUUUGAUGUAUACACAUCGGACAGAAAGUAGAUCUGUUGAAUUCACUGGACAUAUAUUUUGCCAACAAAUUAUAUGAAAUACAUGCUGUAGUUUUUAAAUGAGUGCUCAUUCGGAUCUAAUAUUUGAAAGAUAUGUGUUAUUAUAUGUUAUUAAGGGGAUGUUGGAGUGAUGGCCGAACUUGAUUGAUGUCGAUAAUACAAAUUGUUUUUAAUACUAAAUUAUAAAAAUGUUGAUAAUAGCAUCUUUAAUUCAUUUCUUACAUUAUCGCUCUGUCUCACUCAAAUGCAUACAUCUGUCCUUAUCUAACAUAUUACAACGCAAUCUUUUGCAAGAUCCGGCACCUACUGCUAGACACAAUUACUGCUCUGUUUACCAUUUUGAGUCUUCGCUAAACAUACGUAUACACAUAAUUUACAGCUGAAUAUGAAGCCUACAAUGUGUUUUUUGCUUCUUGUUUCUUAUUUCUUAUUUUAUGCUUUUUCCUUCUUUAAAAUUUUAUCGACAAUCACGUUUCUUUUCACGUGUUUCUUGUCUCUUUCAAAGUUUGUCAACUUUUAUCUCCAGCGAUAGAAAGUAAAGAAACUGAACAAAAGGCGAGAAAUAAAAGUGAUAAAAAGCAAGAUACAGGAAACAAAAAACACAUUGUAAAUUAGGCUUAAAACUUUCUUUUUAAGCUUCCAAUCUUAAUUCUAUAAACUUAAUAUUGUUUGUUCAUGUAAUCCGACGGGUAGUGCAAUGUCAAUUUGUUCAUAUGAGCUAUAGAAUUUUAUAUUAAGGAAUCGUCUACAUCAGGUGACAGCUUUACGAGUUGAAAAAUGUAAGUUUUUAAUUUUUUUUUUGAUCUUACAAUUAGUAUAAAGUCCACCACUCUAUCUCUUAGUUUUGUGUCUACUUCAAUCCUGUAAAAGGAGAUUUUUAUGUCGUUCAAAAGUUUUAUACGGCUAUAAUGUAUCGAUAAUUCGCGACUCCACCAUCCCCUUAAUACUUGUAUGCAAGAUUCUGUAUAUGAGUAUAUUUCUAUCUGCAGCAAAUACAAUGAUUAUAGAAAUUCAAGGUCAUUCAAGGUCAUAGACAUAAAAAAAAGUUGAAAAAAAAAGUUCAUUGUCAUUCUCGAAUGCGCGCCAACAAACAUUAGUAUAUAUUUUAAUUUAUUCUUUGAAAGAACCAAAAUAAUGGUGAAUAAUUUUGCAAGAUGUAAUAUGUCCGUAUUAUUAAAAUCACAAAUCAGUUUGAACUUAUGAAUCUUGCCAGUACAACGAAUUGUAUUGAUCCAUUAAU
This is a messenger RNA of Trachymyrmex septentrionalis, 3718 nucleotides long. It is a transcript of the gene Cf2, whose product is annotated as zinc finger protein 391. Gene Ontology annotation, cellular component: nucleus. Bases 102 to 2246 code for a protein of 714 amino acids. Gene Ontology annotation, biological process: central nervous system development; regulation of transcription by RNA polymerase II. Gene Ontology annotation, molecular function: zinc ion binding; DNA-binding transcription factor activity, RNA polymerase II-specific; RNA polymerase II cis-regulatory region sequence-specific DNA binding. NCBI's taxonomy places the organism in Eukaryota, Metazoa, Arthropoda, Insecta, Hymenoptera, Formicidae. The transcript has 3 exons. The record is from RefSeq and is a predicted model, not a curated record.